Messenger RNA from Penicillium angulare, 1518 nucleotides. Its product is annotated as DUF1479 domain-containing protein. NCBI's taxonomy places the organism in Eukaryota, Fungi, Ascomycota, Eurotiomycetes, Eurotiales, Aspergillaceae. The transcript is spliced from 2 exons. The coding region runs from base 1 to 1518 and encodes 505 amino acids. The record is from RefSeq and is a predicted model, not a curated record.
AUGUACAAAGGACAAAUUCACAACAUGCGGGGCAUACAGUCCUCACUGAAAUAUCCUGUUAAAGUUUCAAGGAGGAAUGUGAUGAACGCUGCCCAACCUCGCAAAGAAGGCGACAUUUCUUCAGUCUUCGUUUCUCUCUCCGGAGUCAAGCAAGAGGCUCUCCCAGAACGAUUUGCAGACCAAAAACGACGAUUGAUUGCAGGAAACGAAAAGAAGGUUAAGGAGAGCUGGGACCGACUCUUGCGCAAUUUAAGAGAAGAGGUGCAGAUUAUUGCAGAGCGAGGAAGCAGCGUUAUACCUUCCAUUGACUUCAAGGAUAUCAAAAAUGCACCCAAGAGCUUUCAGCAGGAACUCAGGAAACGAGGUGUUGCAGUUGUUCGCGGUGUUGUUCCUGAGAACGAGGCUCGAUCCUACAAGGAAUCGAUUGAGGACUACGUCGAAGCCAAUCCACACACAAAGGCUUUCCCACCCAAUGACCCUCAGGUAUUCGAACUGUACUGGUCACAAGCCCAGAUGAAGGCCCGUACCCAUCCUAACACGCUCGAGACCCAGAGCUUCCUCAUGAGCUUCUGGCACUCCAAUGUUGCCGACGCUAUGGUCGCCCCGACACAUCCUCUCACAUACGCUGAUCGCCUGCGAAUUCGUCAGCCAGGUGAUGCAGGCUUUGCACUGGGCCCUCACAUUGAUGGCGGUAGUGUGGAGCGAUGGGAGGACAACGGAUAUGGCAGGGGAAAUGUCUACCAGGCUAUCUGGGAAGGACGAUGGGAAGAAUUCGACGCAUGGGAGGCCAGCUGCCGUAUUCCUGCCGUCUCAGAUCUCUACAAUGGUGCUGGCGCAUGCUCUAUGUUCCGCAUGUUCCAGGGUUGGCUUAGCAUGUCUCACACAGGGCCUAAAGAAGGUACACUGUUAGUGAACCCUCUGCUAUCCAUGGCUACUACAUACAUCCUCCUACGACCAUUCUUCGAACCCAUUUCCGCACCUCCUGCUGGCGCCUCACGCCUAGCCCUCGAUACCUAUCUAGACCCUAGUAACUGGCGCCUGGAAACCAACAUGUCCAGCAAGAUUGAGGGUGCUACCCCGGGCUUCUCACAGGAGCUGAGUGAUGUUCUACACCCUCAUCUCUGUCUAGACCGAACUAUGGUCCAUGUGCCCCGCAUUGCUCCCGGAGACUAUGUGGCCUGGCACUCUGAUGGCAUUCAUGCUGUCGACAAGGUUCACCAGGGAGCUGGCGACUCCAGUGUUAUGUAUAUUCCUGCAUGCCCAGUCACCGAGGAAAAUGCUCAAUAUGUCCAGCGCCAGAAGCAGGAUUUCCUGGCUGGUGUUCCUCCUCCUGAUUUCCCUGGUGGUGAAGGUGAAACCCGCCACAUUGGGCGAUUUACUGAGGCCGAUCUUCGUCAGUCCGGAGCAACCGAUGCCACUCGUUCGUUAGGGUUUGACACCUGGAAUACCGAGGGGAAGAAUCUCAAAUUCGGUGAGGCUGCUGUUUUGAAGAAGGCCACAGAGAUCUUUGGUCUUUAA